UUCCUCGUUUCACUGCAUUUUGGGGCCGCGCUUCUGAUCAUGAAUCCCGAGUAUGACUAUUUGUUCAAGCUGUUGCUGAUCGGGGAUUCUGGUGUUGGAAAGUCGUGCUUGCUUCUGAGAUUCGCUGACGAUUCUUACCUGGAGAGCUACAUCAGUACGAUUGGAGUAGACUUCAAAAUUCGCACCGUGGAGCUGGAUGGGAAGACGAUCAAGCUCCAAAUUUGGGACACGGCUGGCCAAGAACGUUUUAGAACGAUCACGAGCAGCUAUUACAGGGGAGCUCAUGGGAUCAUCGUUGUCUAUGACGUGACCGACCAGGAAAGCUUCAACAACGUCAAGCAAUGGCUCAACGAGAUCGAUCGCUACGCGAGCGAGAACGUAAACAAGCUUCUCGUCGGCAACAAGUGCGAUCUAACUGCGAAGAAAGUCGUGGAUUACCAAACUGCCAAGGCCUUUGCGGAUGAGAUUGGAAUCCCGUUUCUAGAGACCAGCGCCAAGAAUGCUACCAACGUUGAGCAAGCUUUCAUGACCAUGGCUGCCGAGAUCAAAAACAGAAUGGCGAGCCAGCCGUCGAUGAGCUCUGCAAAGCCCACCACAAUCCCACUCAGAGGACAGGUUUUGCAGCACAAGCCAAACUGCUGUUCUUGAGCACCUCCGCGCUUUGUAAAGUUGUAAAUUCUGGAGAGAACAUUUCGACUUGUUAGCUACGCUGAAAAGAAUUCUUUGCAAAUAAACUUACUUCAUCCAA
Messenger RNA from Selaginella moellendorffii, 748 nucleotides. RefSeq names its product ras-related protein RIC1. Bases 40 to 648 code for a protein of 202 amino acids. The transcript is spliced from 8 exons. Gene Ontology annotation, molecular function: GTPase activity; GTP binding. The record is from RefSeq and is a predicted model, not a curated record. Lineage: Eukaryota; Viridiplantae; Streptophyta; Lycopodiopsida; Selaginellales; Selaginellaceae.